CGCAUGCGUAAACUGUGGACUCAGCAACAGACACACAUACAUCCAGUGCGUGUGAAUGUGAAUGAGGUUCGGUAAAACACACGACAACGUUGUACCUGUUUAAAGCGUUCGAGGACGGCGUAAAACCACCGACCAAGUAGCCGGAUACGUCGACGAGUAAUUAUAUUGACGAAAGUUGGAAAGAAAACUAUUUAAAAGUUAAAAUACAGCUUAAGUGGACUCCGAAGAAGUGAUUCUGUGAGUCUGUGUUUGGAGCGGUGGUGGCAGAUUCGAGAUGACAACGAUGAAGAAGCGGGAUUAAUACCAAGCAGGAUCUUAAGAAGAUGAGAAUAAUACUAUCUGCACAUUAGUGAACAGUCGGUAAGCCACCUAUUUGAAGCGGUCGGUGACCGGGGAUGGCUUGAUCCCUCCUACACGACCCGUUUUGGGUGAACGCUCAUAACGCACUCAUGUUCCAGUGGAAGAGAAAGAAAGUUUGCUGCGCUUGACUUGGAUAUCGUUUUUUAUUGCGCUGAACAUACACAGCCCUAUUUGUUUGUAUCAUAACAGUAGGCGAGAACACCUGUUUUUGGUGCUUGGAGACUUUUUCCCACCAUGUCUAAACCGGGGAUAAAGAAAAGCCACUGGACCUCCAGGGUGAGGGAGUGCGCGUUGGUGAAGGAUGCCCGCGGGGAGCUCGGCGUGCCCCUCCUCGGGGGCGCGGAGAACGGGGAGUUUGCGACCAUCGGACGACUGGACCAGGACGUCGUGGUUUACCACACUGGGAAACUAAUCGAAGGGGAGUUGCUACUGGAGGUGGAGAACCUGUCCAUAUCCGGAUUGCCUUUGUACGACCUGCACACCGUGAUAAAAAAUUGUAAAGGUCCCGUCAGGCUGAAAACUGUCAGUCAAGGAAACAAACUGAACAAGGACCUGAAGCACUACUUGAGCCUGCGCUUCCAGAAGUCCUCCGCCGACCACCAGCUGCAACAAACCAUCCGAGAGAACCUCUACCGCCACGCCGUGCCUUGUACAACCCGUCCCCCGCGUGACGAAGAGGUCCCUGGUGUUCACUACAACUUCCUGUCCGUCGAGGACUUUUUGGAGUUGGAGAAGGCUGGGACCCUCUUAGAGAUUGGAUCGUAUGAAGGUAACUAUUAUGGGACGCCCAAGCCGCCAGCGCAGCCCCCCGCUGGGAUAGUGAUUAGUAGCGGCGGUGAUGCCCCUCUGGCAGACGGGCUCAGCGGCAGCCUGCCCGGCUCACAGCACUCUACUCCACGACGCGCAGACACCUACGAUGAGAUGCACCAUGCUGGGAUAGGGCCUGGAGGGCGGCAGCACCAGCAUCCACUGGAGGACGACGAGGACCUCCCGGAGAUGAACAGCAGCUUCACAGGCGACUCCAGCGAAGCGGACGACUUUCACCAAGCGGUGCGCCCCUUUGACUCCCGCCAGAGCGCCCCGUCCUACGCCGGGACCACCCCCUCCCCGUUGGCCACCACGGACAGGACACAGCAAACGCACCCUCACCCCCCCCCGGAGGACGACCCGCUGGGACCCCUGCCGGAGAACUGGGAGAUGGCGUACACGGAGAACGGGGAGGGCUACUUCAUAGACCACAAUACCAAGACCACAUCCUGGAUAGACCCUCGGUGCCUGGACAAACCUCAGAAACCCCUAGAAGAAUGUGAAGAUGAUGAAGGGGUACACACAGAGGAGCUGGACAAUGAUCUAGAACUGCCGACCGGGUGGGAGAAGAUAGACGAUCCAGUGUAUGGGGUCUACUACGUGGACCACAUCAACAGGAAGACCCAGUACGAGAACCCGGUGCUGGAGGCCAAGCGGCGCCGGCAGCUGGAGCAGCAGCAGCCGCUCAGCCAGCAGCCACCCGAAGGUGAGCGCUACAUCCGAGAAUGGAUCGAGGACUCAAACAUGGCAGGGGCCCCGCUGGCCAGCUACGCCGCAGCCACCCAGCAGGAGACCUACAGGGACCCGCAGAAAGGCCCGCCCGUGCCCAACGCCAUGGGCCAGAAACGGGGGAAGCCGUUCUUCACACGGAACCCGGCUGAGCUGAAGGGGACCUUCAUCAACACCAAGCUGAAGAAGAGCCGCCGAGGGUUCGGCUUCACCGUCGUCGGGGGCGACGAGCCCGACGAGUUCCUGCAGAUCAAGAGCCUGGUGCUGGACGGCCCCGCCGCGCUCGACGGCAAGAUGGAGACAGGCGACGUCAUCGUGAGCGUGAACGACACGUGCGUGCUGGGCUACACCCACGCCCAGGUGGUGAAGAUCUUCCAGUCCAUCGGCAUCGGCUCCAUGGUGAACCUGGAGCUGUGCCGCGGCUACCCGCUGCCCUUCGACCCCGACGACCCCAACACCAGCAUGGUGACCUCGGUGGCCAUCACGGAGAACAAGGAGCCCAUCAUCGUCAACGGGCAGGAGUCGCACAACAACUAUGACUCCCCGCCGUCCAGCCACGGCAGCCACGGCAGCAACCACCUGGCCAACAACGGCGGCGGCGGGAUGGCGCUCAACGGCCUCCCGCGGCCUCACAGCCCCUCAUCGGCCUCGGAGGCGGCGGGCAGCGAGGGCCAGACGCUGGCCUCGUCCAUCGCCACGCAGCCGGAGCUCAUCACGGUGCACAUGGAGAAGGGCGACAAGGGCUUUGGCUUCACCAUCGCCGACAGCCCCGGCGGCGGCGGGCAGCGGGUCAAGCAGAUCGUGGACUACCCGCGCUGCCGGGGCCUCAAGGAGGGCGACAUCAUCGUGGAGGUGAACAAGAAGAACGUGCAGACCAUGUCGCACAACCAGGUGGUCGACCUGCUCAGCAAGUGUCCCAAGGGCACCGAGGUCACCAUGCUGGUGCAGAGAGGGGUGGCGCCUGCAAAGAAGAGCCCGAAACUGGGCUAUUAUGAGGAUCUGGCUCCUCCAUACGGAGAUUACACACGCAGGCAGUUGUCGAGGAAGGACAGUCAGAGCAGCUCCCAGCACAGCGUCUCCAGCCAGAGGAGCGUUCACACGCAGGACUCCCCGCUGCACUCCUCGCUGGCCGCCCCGCUCAGCGAGAGCUCCGCCCCCCCGGCCCCGUCCCAGCCGCUGCCGGGCCUGCCCGCGCAGGACAGCCCCGCCGACGACCCCUCCCAAAGGAAACCCGACCCCUUCAAAAUCUGGGCCAAGUCCAGAGUCAUGUAUGAAAGUAGGCUUCCAGACUUCCAGGAGCAAGAUAUAUUCCUGUGGAGGAAGGACACUGGAUUCGGUUUCAGGAUCCUGGGAGGGAACGAGGCAGGAGAGCCGAUCUAUAUCGGCCACAUAGUGAAGUACGGAGCGGCGGACGAGGACGGCCGCCUGCGCUCGGGCGAUGAGCUGAUCUGCGUGGACGGCACGGCGGUGGUGGGCAAGUCCCACCAGCUGGUGGUGCAGCUGAUGCAGCAGGCGGCCAAGCAGGGCCACGUCAACCUCACCGUGAGGCGCAAGACCAGCUACGCCGUCAAGGCCGAGGGAGACGUCCCGCCAUCGCCGGCCUCCUCGCACCACAGCAGCACGCAGGCGCUCAGUCUCACCGAGGAGAUGGGCAAGCGAACGCCGCAAGGCAGCCAGAACUCCCUCAACACCGUCAGCUCCGGCAGCGGCUCCACCUCGGGCAUCGGGAGUGGCGGCGGGGGUGGCGGCGGCGGUGGCGGGGGCGGUGGCGGCGGCGGCGGAGGUUUAGGCAGCACUAUGGCACCUCUGACGGUCUCCUCGUCGGGUCCUCCUCCACCGCCUCCUCCUCCGGUCGUCUCCUCCACCCAGCAGCCCCACAACAACGCGGCGCCCGGCCCCGCCGCCCCCUCCUCCUCCACCCUGCACCCCUACGACGUGGAGAUCCGCCGCGGCGAGAACGAGGGCUUCGGCUUCGUCAUCGUCUCCUCCGUGUCGCGGCCCGAGGCCGGCACCACCUUCGCUGGCAAUGCAUGUGUGGCCAUGCCCCACAAAAUAGGGCGCAUCAUCGAGGGCAGCCCGGCGGACCGCUGUGGGAAGCUGAAGGUGGGCGACCGCAUCCUGGCCGUCAACAACUGCUCCAUCACCAACAAGUCCCACUCGGACAUCGUCAACCUCAUCAAGGAGGCCGGCAACACCGUCACCCUGCGCAUCAUACCCGGAGACGAAUCCUCCAACGCCUCCCUGCUGACCAACGCAGAGAAAAUCGCCACCAUCACCACCACCCACGCCCCCCAGCAGCAGGCCGAGGCCAGAAACACCAAACCAAAGCAGGAGUCGUAUGAGUUCAAAGCCCCACAAGCACCCCCGCCCCUGCCCCCGGCACAGCAGGACGGUGAGGUGUACUCGGUGGACCUGGACCGGGACAACAAGGGCUUUGGGUUCAGCCUGCGGGGCGGGAAGGAGUACAACAUGGACCUGUACGUGCUGCGCCUGGCCGAGGAGGGGGCCGCCGUACGCAACGGCAUGAUGAGGGUGGGCGAUGAGAUCCUGGAGAUCAACGGCGAGAGCACCAAGGGCAUGAAGCACGCGCGCGCCAUCGAGCUCAUCAAGAGCGGGGGCCGGCGCGCCCACCUGCUGCUGCAGCGGGGCGACGGCUCGGUGCCCGAAUAUGGUGGGUCCAUCUACGAGAACAUCCCCUUCUCCCCCGUCUUCACGCCCUGAGGACCCCGGCCGGGCGCCGUGAGCGG
Molecule: messenger RNA, 4643 nt
Organism: Gadus chalcogrammus (walleye pollock)
Lineage: Eukaryota; Metazoa; Chordata; Actinopteri; Gadiformes; Gadidae
Product: membrane-associated guanylate kinase, WW and PDZ domain-containing protein 1-like
Exons: 23
Coding region: 595-4617 (1340 amino acids)
Biological process (GO): signal transduction
Cellular component (GO): cytoplasm
Molecular function (GO): protein binding
Source: RefSeq, a predicted model, not a curated record